CUUGUUUGGAAACAAAUAACAAAAAGAACAAAAAGAACAGGGAGUAUAUACUAUCCUAUGCUACGGAACACUCUCUGUUGACAAGAAAUGAGUGUAGUAAACAGUAGAACGCUGCAGAUUCAACGCCCAGAUAUCUCCCAAUUUCAUAACCAAAAAAUUUCCCACGUUCGCAAAUGUUGUAAUAAUCACCUUUCAGUUUUGACCCCAAGUCGCUCCUUCAAAUCCUUUUCAGAGUUGCGAUCUUUGGGUUUUUCAAUGCCAUUAAAAUCGAAUUUUCAUUGUGGGAGUUCAAGAUUCUUGGUGAGCAGAUGUGAGUCCCAGAAGUUCUCUGAUUCUUUGGAACCGGAUCAUGAUGAGAAUUAUGUGACCGACUUAAGUCAGAUGGUAGAGCAGAAGGAGGCUUCUAUAGUGGAUAUGUUGGAGCAAUCAAAUUCCCUUUUGCCUCACAUAGUCCUUGCUAGUACAUUGUUGGCUCUUGUCCAUCCCCCCUCUUUCACGUGGUUUACCACCAGGUAUUAUGCUCCUGCAUUAGGGUUUUUGAUGUUUGCAGUUGGGGUUAAUUCCAGUGAAAAGGAUUUUCUUGAAGCGUUCAACAGACCAGCAGCUAUAUUGGCUGGGUAUGUUGGCCAGUUUGUUGUGAAGCCAAGUCUUGGAUAUCUGUUUGGUAUAAUUUCAGUGUCAGUAUUUGGGCUUCCUACUCCAAUAGGUGCUGGGAUCAUGUUGGUAUCUUGUGUUAGUGGGGCUCAGCUUUCAAAUUAUGCUACUUUUCUGACAGACCCUCCAAUGGCUCCUCUAAGCAUUGUCAUGACAUCAAUGUCCACGGCUACUGCAGUUUUUGUUACUCCAUUAUUAUCUCUAUUGCUCAUUGGAAAAAGACUGCCUGUUGAUGUGAAAGGAAUGGUAUCCAGUAUUAUGCAGAUCGUAGUUGCUCCAAUUGCUGCAGGCUUACUUCUAAACAGGUUGUUUCCGCAGAUUUCUGGUGUUAUUCGGCCAUUUUUGCCACCACUAUCAGUACUAGUAACAGCCUGUUGUGUUGGAGCACCACUUGCUAUUAAUGUUGACUCAGUUAUGUCCCCUUUUGGAGUAACCAUAGUAUCGCUUAUUAUUGCAUUUCAUCUAUCAGCAUUUGUAGUUGGUUACUAUUUCACAGGUUUUGUCUUCCACAAGGCAUCUGACUUAAAAGCACUACAAAGAACACUAUCCUAUGAGACAGGAAUGCAGAGCAGUCUUCUAGCUCUCGCACUUGCUAACAGGUUUUUCAAAGAUCCACUUGUUGCUGUGCCUCCAGCAAUCUCUACAGUAAUCAUGUCUUUGAUGGGAUUUUCUCUGGUCAUGAUUUGGGCCAAGAAGAAAGAAUAGCACUUCAACUGGAAAUUACUUUUGCAAAUCACAAGUUUGUCCUUGUUACGUUAUCAACUUGUUAUGUGAUCAACCUUAUAGCAAAGGCAAGAAUCAGCAACAGUAGCUGCACUGGAUCCGCUACAGCAGCAGUAUUUUACAUGUGAUGAGUAAGGGGCAUUAGUUAGCAGGGCAUUUUAAAUGUGAUGAAUAAGAAUUAGCAUGUGUGUAAUGGUUUGUUAAUUCAUUUAAGAGUAGUUAGUAGCAGUUAGUUAGUAUAAAGGGAGAGACAAGUAAUUGAAUAAGAAUUUCUUUUUGUAA
Molecule: messenger RNA, 1659 nt
Organism: Populus trichocarpa (black cottonwood)
Lineage: Eukaryota; Viridiplantae; Streptophyta; Magnoliopsida; Malpighiales; Salicaceae
Product: probable sodium/metabolite cotransporter BASS6, chloroplastic
Exons: 9
Coding region: 88-1359 (423 amino acids)
Cellular component (GO): membrane
Source: RefSeq, a predicted model, not a curated record